CGCCCCCCUGGCCCCCCCGAAGGGGCGAAACUCGAGACAGUGGGGGCGGUAAUGUGGCGGAGGUGUUGAAAAAGCCACAGCUGGUUUUGUUAGCAUUCCACCCACAACAGUGAAUUAAAUCCACCAACAAUUCCCCAAUAAUAAUUCAAAAAGAAAAAUAAAUAUUCACCCCACCCCCGACGAAUUUUUCACACGCCAAACGGUAGGGCAAAUAAAAAAAAAACCCCUGAAUUUAUGAGGUCAGGGAAAUUCGAAGGUCAGCUGGGGCUUGAGGUGUCCAGUAUCUCCUGGAGUGGCACGAGGUCUCAAAAUUAAGGGGACUUAUCUCGAGGGAGGGGUAGGAUAUUCAAGUGAUUAUUUUUAAUCCUCUCGAGUCAUGGCUGAACUUUUUCAUUUUGAACUGCACGAUUGUGACACGGUGGUGAGAGAUGAGUCCGAUGACGAUGUCAUUGAAAUUGGAGAGGAAGAGUACGACUCGAAUCCGAACGUCAAUGAAAUCAUCGAGACGGAUGGAUGCGAAACUGUUGCCAUUUCCGAGCAAAAUGUCAACCGUGGGAGGGAAAGGGCUGGACCCCAGGACUUUGAAUUGUGCAAAGUCAUUGGUAAGGGAGGAUAUGGAAAGGUUUUUCAGGUGAAAAAACUCACUGGCCACGACGUUGGCACUUAUUUCGCGAUGAAGGUACUCCGCAAAGCGUCGAUAAUUCGCAACCAGAAAGACACAGCGCACACAAAAGCCGAGAGAAAUAUCUUGGAGGCUGUUAAGCAUCCCUUCAUCGUCGACCUGAUGUACGCAUUCCAGACAAAAGAAAAGCUCUACCUCAUUCUGGAGUACAUGUCUGGGGGUGAGCUAUUUCACCAGCUGAAUCUCGAGGGUCUCUUCCUGGAGGAUCCCGUGUGCUUCUACCUGUCGGAGAUUAUUCUGGCGCUUCAGCAUCUCCAUCAGCAGGGAAUCAUUUAUCGAGAUCUCAAGCCGGAGAAUAUUCUUCUGGAUGCUGAGGGCCACAUUAAAUUGACUGAUUUUGGUCUGUGCAAGGAGCACAUCCAAGACGGCACUGUUACUCACACAUUUUGCGGAACUAUCGAGUACAUGGCACCUGAAAUUCUUACAAGAAGUGGACAUGGAAAGGCUGUGGACUGGUGGAGUCUUGGGACUCUCAUGUAUGACAUGUUGACAGGUGCUCCACCGUUUACCUCUGAUAACCGGAGGAAAACCAUUGAAAAAAUUCUCAAGGGCAAGUUGACCUUGCCUCCCUAUUUAACCCCCGACGCCAGGGAUCUCAUAAGGAAACUCCUGAAGAGACAAGUCCAUCAGAGACUAGGAUCUGCCCCCUCGGACGCUGAACAGAUAAAAAAUCACGUGUUCUUCAGGCAUAUCAACUGGAAUGAUGUCAUCUCCAGAAAGCUAGAGCCACCGUUCAGACCAAAAUUGACAAGUGCUGAUGAUGUCUCCCAGUUUGACAAAAAAUUCACCAGCUCAGCACCCAUUGAUUCACCCCCUGACUGCACACUCAGUGAAAGUGCUAAUCGCCUCUUUCAGGGAUUUACUUAUGUAGCACCGAGUGUUCUGGAAAACAUGUAUCAACCUCAUGUGGUCCACGCCAGGAGCCCCCGCAGGAGUCACCUCAAGAGUUUUUCCCCACGUGCUAAUCAUUUCCACCAUCACCACAGACACAACGGAAUUGGUCACAACAGCAUAGAAGACGCCGAGAUGAUUAUAGGUUAAUAAUCACCCCUAAUUAACGAAAAAAUUGAUUAGCUCUAGAUAACCAUGAACUCUUUAUAAUUUUAUCCCGAAGAAUCAGUCGAGUUUCCACGAUCCUUCGAUCUCAGGGAAGGAUAAACAUAAUUAAUUCCAUAAAUCCCCUUGAUUACCAAUUUUUCAUUGAAGAAUGUAGAAGAAAAUAAUCCCAUUACUGACGUUCAAACAUUUUUUAAAUUAAAUAAAACAAACUGGUGGAGGAGCAUUACGUGGAACUGCACUCGACGAUUCUGGGAGUUAGCGAAUUUUUUCUCGUAUAAAUAAUAUUUUCUUCUUUAUAUUGAUUAAUAUUAAUCGCGAAGCAAUUUUAUGAUUAAUUAACGUUUGUUCAUCGAUUGCUGAUACCUCCGAAUGAGUCAGAAUUUUCCCAAAAAUAUGAUAAUAACGAGAGGAAAAUUGAAAUUCGAGACGAAGAUUUUUAUUGAGAAAAUACUGAAGGCUGAUUUCAUAUGAAUAAGAGCUCCUUAAUGCAAUCAUUGGUUGUUUUAAUUGAAUGAUGGGGAGAAUAGUCAUCGAUGAGGAAUUAAUGAGAAAAUAUAUUAAUUUGAUGUGACGAGGAAAAUAUCGAAGGGAUGAUUUUUCUCUGUGUACAUUUUUUUGGUUUUCAUUGAUUAAUUGAUCAACGAUUUGAUCAAUUAUUGGAAUAAUUGACGACAACUAUGUGUAAUCGACCAUUUAAACUCGAAAACUGCCCAAGUGUUCAUGGAUUAAUCAUCGAAAGAUGAGAAUCCCCCGAAUUUUGUUCAUUUUGUAUCGAAAUAGCGAGAGAAUCUGAUGAACAGCUGUUCAAUUCCUUAAUUUAAAAUUGGUAAUUGAUACGAUACAACACCUCCAACGUAAUAUUAAUGAAUAAUUGAUAAAUCAUGAAUUCACCCAGUGACUGAACAAUUAUUAAUUUUUUUUUUCUUCCAUU
Messenger RNA from Fopius arisanus, 2672 nucleotides. Its product is annotated as ribosomal protein S6 kinase beta-1. NCBI's taxonomy places the organism in Eukaryota, Metazoa, Arthropoda, Insecta, Hymenoptera, Braconidae. Gene Ontology annotation, biological process: peptidyl-serine phosphorylation; signal transduction. The transcript is spliced from 6 exons. The record is from RefSeq and is a predicted model, not a curated record. Bases 377 to 1723 code for a protein of 448 amino acids. Gene Ontology annotation, molecular function: ATP binding; protein serine/threonine kinase activity.